Messenger RNA from Saprolegnia diclina VS20, 1186 nucleotides. RefSeq lists its product as hypothetical. Bases 1 to 834 code for a protein of 277 amino acids. The record is from RefSeq and is a predicted model, not a curated record. NCBI's taxonomy places the organism in Eukaryota, Oomycota, Saprolegniomycetes, Saprolegniales, Saprolegniaceae. The transcript is spliced from 3 exons.
AUGACCGUCGAUGCAGCAGACCGGCGCCGCCGGACCGACAUCCAACGCAAGUGGCGGCAGAAGCUGGCGGCCGAGAUCAAGGCGCUGCGCAGCGAAGCGAGCGCGCUCGAGGCCGCCUUGGUCGACCGAAAGGUCUCGACCACCGUGCUACCGUGGCGCGACGUCGCGCUGACGCUCGCUGACGACACGCGCGCGUCGGUGCACCGCAACCGCGUCUUGAAGCGCCAGUAUAACGCGCAGCUGCAACUGCUUCUCUCGCUAGCCCAGCGCGCGAGCAGCCUCGCGCGGCCGCUGCUUAGCUACGAAGCGUGGCACCACACGAGCCUCUGCGCGCCGGCGCACACUCGCCGGUGCGCGCUCGAGUGGUCGACAAACGCCAUGUUCUACAACACCAACGCGAUGCUCGAGAAGCACAGCGUUGCGUCAUCCGUGCACUUUGCCAACUACAAGAUCGCGGCCACCGAGAACAACGUCUUCGAGUACGUUUGGCACAUGCGCAAGACAGUGCCUUUGGCGUUCGAGCCUGCGCGGCGCCUCGGCCAAUACUGGGUCCAGCAGUACAUUCGAGGCGGCAUGUGGCCGCUCCUCGAGCCGUCGACCGACCUCGACGUCUAUGGCCUCGCACACACGAGCUAUGUGCACACGACGCGGCUUCGCCCCUUGGAGCACGUGUACUUUUUAAGUCGCGAGUACCACAGCGAUGCCCAGACCGUGAUUGUCGGCCAGACGAUGCACACGGAUGAGCUGCACCCGAUGACGACGCCGUUCCGUCAUCGCAUGUUCUGGUACCACGAGAAGAUCACCCGGUGGGAUCAAGUCACUGCGACGAUGUAGGUAUGUGCUCGAGUGCGUCUCGCCGACUUUGACGCGCGUCUCGAUCGUGCACGUGACGUCGCACCUCUGCACCGCGUCGGACGGCCCCGUGCCACUGGCUGCCGAAGCCGAGCUCAUGGGCUGCGUCCUCAGUGACCAUGGGAGCCACGUCGACCAAGUGACGCGCCACGCGAGCGUCGCGGCCGCGCGUGAGAUUGAAGGCAUGCUCCGCAACCUCGACUGCUAUGCUACGUUUUCUACUAUCGAUGCAAGCCAGCUGACCUAAUUUAACCUAACCCCCGAAACGGUGCGGGACUCUCUUGUGGACUAUGUUCGAGGGCCUUUGGUAGUACCUACUUUGUAGUACGCGCGC